CAUCAUCAUCAUCAUCAUCAUCAUCAUCAUCAUCAUCAUCACAUCGAGAAAUGUGUUUCAUAGACGCGGCCAAUCUUUCAUAAACAAUACUGUCCUGGGCAGGAAAUAUCAUCUCGACUACCCACUAGCAUUUCCGCCAUCUUAUCAUCAAAGAAACGCGCUGCUCUCGCUGUCCCUCCACAAUGUCACCAGUUGGAUCCGGCCAACACGUUCUGCUCACCGGAGCCAACGGCUUCGUCGCCUCGCACAUCCUCUCCAUUCUUAUUGAGCGCGGCUAUGCGAUCACCGCCACGGUGCGGUCCCAGAAGAAGGCCGACGACAUCCUCCAAACCCACCCUGAAUGGAAAGGGAAAGUGGACUUCAUCGUUGUCGCCGAUUUCACUUCGGAGCAGCCCUUCGAUGAUCUAUUCCAACGCGUCAAGACGCCGCUGAACUAUGUAAUCCAUACGGCGUCACCGUUGCGAUUCCAGGUAGAUGACAUUCAGAAGGAGAUGAUUGAGCCGGCGGAGAAGGGGACCACCGAGAUCCUGAAAGCCGCCAGUAGAUACGGCGGGAGCUCUUUGAAACGGUUCGUCCUGCUGGGUAGUGCCGUUUCCGUCCUCAAUUCGUUUGAAGAUCUAUCCAAGGAGGAGAAGCCAUAUACCGAGAAGGAUUGGAACCCGGUCACCGCCGAACAAGCCAUUGAGCGCAACGACCCCGUGCUGGGAUACAACGUCUCCAAGACGCGGGCCGAAGCAGCCGCGUGGGGGUUUGUGACGAAGGAGUCGCCGCAGUUUGACCUGGUGGUCAUCAACCCGGACGUGAUCACGGGCCCAAUGCUGCAUCCCAUCUCCGGGCCCCAAUCGGUCAACGAAACCAAUCAGUUCGCCAUCAAGAGUUUCAUCGACGGGACCCACCUGCAAAUUGAAGGGGUGACGUUCCCAUUCUAUCAUUCUGUGGAUGUUCGCGACGUCGCGCAGAGCCAUGUGGAUGCGCUGACAAACCCGGCAGCGGCGGGCCAGCGGAUCCUGCUCAUCUCCGGCCUCCUCAGCCCGCAGUUAGUUGUCAAUAUCAUCCGGAAGAACUUCCCCGCCCUCAGUGAUCGAGUCCCCGCGGGGGACCCCUCGCAGACCUUGCCCCCUGGGGUUCACCCCACCGGGUGGGAUAUGACGGUCAGUCUGGAUAUUCUGUCCAAGGGCUCGCCGCAGGGGAGAUGGAACUAUAUCGACCUCGAGACGAGUGUGACGGACACGGUUAAGUCGAUGCUGGAGCAUAAGGUCCUUUGAGUACGCUGCUCGUGCUCUUCGUACUGUAGCUGAUUAUCUUAACCUAUAUGUGACGGAGAACAAAUAAGGUGCGGAAUAAAAGUCCUGAUCCACUGCUUCGCUGCAUCCAUUCUUUUUUAUGAUCCCGGACUCAGGAUUCUGUCGUCACGCCUUAGAGUAGAAGAAGGUAGUCUGUACCCCCUCCUGUGUUAUUAGGCUAAGAACAC
Aspergillus uvarum CBS 121591 is the source of this 1471-nucleotide messenger RNA. Its product is annotated as NAD dependent epimerase/dehydratase. Gene Ontology annotation, molecular function: oxidoreductase activity, acting on the CH-OH group of donors, NAD or NADP as acceptor. The transcript has 5 exons. Lineage: Eukaryota; Fungi; Ascomycota; Eurotiomycetes; Eurotiales; Aspergillaceae. Bases 183 to 1265 code for a protein of 360 amino acids. The record is from RefSeq and is a predicted model, not a curated record.